Messenger RNA from Selaginella moellendorffii, 2126 nucleotides. Its product is annotated as protein NRT1/ PTR FAMILY 3.1. Gene Ontology annotation, molecular function: transmembrane transporter activity. Lineage: Eukaryota; Viridiplantae; Streptophyta; Lycopodiopsida; Selaginellales; Selaginellaceae. The transcript has 5 exons. Bases 162 to 2009 code for a protein of 615 amino acids. Gene Ontology annotation, biological process: transmembrane transport. Gene Ontology annotation, cellular component: plasma membrane. The record is from RefSeq and is a predicted model, not a curated record.
GUUGUAUUUUGCUUAGACGUCCGAUGAGCUACUUGCUGAAGUCUUUUGCGAGAGAGAUAUUUCCAAGUGGAGUUGGCCUCGUCGAGAGCUAAAGCUCUGUGCCUGCUGCGGUUGGCGGCCGAGGAUCUCUCCAAAGAUCUGGAAAGAGCGAAGACGUCACAAUGGAGCAUGGCCAGCAAGUGUACUGGAAAUGCUGCUCACCUCUUGGUUUUGUGGUUCGGAGAUUCAACAGGCGAACUCCAUCUGAUCAAGGAAGUGCCACAGAGAACGAGCAGCUCGACGGCUUGAAAACCGUGACGAGGAACAAGGGGGGCUGGAAAACUACCCCCUUCAUCAUAGGGAAUGAGAUCUCCGAGAAGUUGGCAAUGAUCGGACUUCAUGUAAAUCUUAUAACGUACCUCGUGCAACAGCUCAACAUGAGCAAUGUUCAGGCGGCUGUGACUCUGACUAACUUCAAUGGCUUGAACAACAUCACUCCGCUGCUGGGUGCGUACGUUGCGGAUGCUCACUUGGGCCGAUACAUGACGAUCAUUAUCGGCUCUCUAACAUAUGCCAUUGGAAUUGUGAUGCUCACAAUCGAUGCAACUUUCUCAUCCCUCCGGCCGCCGCAUUGCAACGUUGCCAAAGAAGUAGCCUGUCAACCGGCGUCGUCAGCUCAAAAGGCCUUCCUUUAUAUCUCCUUCGCGUUCUUCGCGCUUGGCUCCGGAGGCAUCAAGCCUUGCGUUGCCGCGUUUGGAGCAGACCAGUUCGAUCAGAAGAACUUGAAGCAAAGAAAGCAGUCGUUCAGCUUCUUCAACUGGUAUUUCUUCGGCCUGGGAAUUGCCAUUCUUCUGUCCGUCACAGUCAUCGUCUACGUCCAGGAGCACGUCGGAUGGACCUGGGGUUUCGGAAUCCCUGCCAUUGCUAUGGUCAUAUCCGUCAUCUUCUUUCUCGUCGGCUCGCCAUGGUACCGGCACGUUGCACCAAAUGGAAGUCCCUUCAUCAGGCUACUCCAAGUUGUAGCCGCAGCAUAUCGAAAACGCAGAUUAAGCCUGCCGGAAGAUCCCGCACACCUUCACAACGUUGAAGCCGAAACUGGAGUUCGUCUACAACACACGGACCAAUUCAGGUUCCUUGACAAGUCGGCCUGUCCAGCCGAUGAAGACUUCGAAGACGGUAAACCUCUGCCAUGGAGGCUGUGCUCCGUCCAGCAGGUAGAAGAGCUCAAAUGCAUCAUAAGAACCUCGCCUAUAUGGGCCACUGGCAUAGUCUUCACGCUAGCUCACGGCCUCCAAAACACUUUCACCAUCCAGCAAGCCAGAAGUAUGGACCGACACCUGCGCUCUUUCGUCAUACCGCCUGCAACUUUCCACGUCUUCGGAAUCCUGACACUGCUCGCUUGCGUUCCACUAUACGACCGGGUCUUCAUGCCGCUGGCCAGAAAAGUCACGGGCCACGAGCGCGGCAUUACUUUCUUGCAGAGAAUCGGAAUCGGCCUCUUCAUCUCUAUAAUGGCCAUGGUAGUUGCGGCGUUUGCCGAAGGAGCUCGGAGAAAGGCAGCACUAAAUGCCGGACUCCUGGACCACCCCCACCGAACGGUUCCUUUCUCUGCCUUCUGGCUGGCGCCACAGUUCAUCCUUAUCGGCAUGUCCGAGUCUUUCGUAUCCAUCGGACAUCUGGAGUUCUUCUACGAUCAGUUUCCAGAGCAUCUCCGCAGCCUUGCCAGUGCGUUGUUUUCGAGCAUCACUGCGCUGGGUAGCUACCUCAGCAGUAUUCUCGUCACUGUUGUUAACAGAGAGACCUCCCGCGGGGGACGAGUAAGCUGGCUCAGCAACAACCUCAACAAAGGCCACCUUGAUUACUUCUACUGGCUGCAGGCCGUGCUGUUUGCAGUAAACUUCGUCAUAUUCCUGUUUUGCGCUCGCUGGUACAGAUACAAAUCGAUUAUUGCCGACGAAGACAGUCUGGAUUCUGAGAAAGUAGCACUGGAGCUCGUAGCCACUGACAAAUUGGACGACAGUAGAAAAUGACCGACCACGUAGGCUCUUCUGCAAAAACUGCUAAGAGUGUUGAUCGGUUGAAAAGGUCAGGAAACCUGUCACCGCAUAAACGCUCAUCAUGUAAGCAAAGCACGGAUAACUUAACCU